GUCGCCAAUGUGCUCAAACGGAGGUAGACAUGCUCAAGGAAAGGCGUGCCAAGGCUGAGGCACAACGUAUGGAAGCGGAGGCGGAAUUGGCGAGGUUACGAGAGCAGAUGGGGAAGUUCUCCACUGAUGGCGCUGGUGUGGGAACUCCCCAAGUUGUUCGCACGAACCUCAAAGAAAAGAUGGAUGACGCUGCGAAAACGGGUUUUCGUACGGGGAGGCGUGGACGUGUGAAGAUGACUGCAGGGAGAUUGCUGAGGGAUGACAGUGCCAGAAAGGCUAAUGACAGAUAUGUUUUCGUGGAGGAUGAGAGGAAGCGGCUCAAGGCGCUUAAGAAGGGAGGACUGGAGCCUCUCUGCAAGGAAGCUGGGAUCAAAUGUAAGACGGUGGAAAUUAUGGUCGAUGAAUUGGCCGAACUUAAUGCAGAGAAGCGUUUUGGGGGGAGUUGUAGCUCUGAUGACAGAACGGAUCCGGAUCAGGAUCAUGAUUUCUGGGCGAUUCGGGGAUGUAAGGGAGUUUUGGUCAAACAGAGGGCAAAAGGGGCUAAAUUGAGAUUUGGGGGCGCGCAACUCGGAUGGAAGUCGAUUUCAUUGGGUGUUCUCGUUGAUUUUGUCAGAUUCGACCUUGAUUGUACCUUCUUCAAAGCCUGUGGGCAAAUGCUGCAGCAGAAAGUCGGGAUUCCGAUGGGUAAGUCGUCCAGUCCGGCACUGGCAUGCUUCAUGUGUACCUAUAACGAGUUCCGGUUCCUCUUGUCUCUUGGAUGUAACAGCAAGCUAGGUUGUGGCAUACGAAUGGUCGAUGAUGUUUCUGUCUUUGUGCGGUACAAGGAUGGUGACCCAGAGUCUUUGGCAGUAGCUCAGUCCAUUUUGAGCAGGUUUCGUUAUUGUUACGACUCAAAUCUCGUGUUGGAACUUACAAGUGACAGCGAUUGCUGGGAUUUCGUGGGGUGUGUGGUGAAAGUCCUUGAUUGGCCGUGGGGUAUCCAGUGUAUCGCUUUACAUAAGAAUCAAAGGUUUUUUGGUGAGGAUAAGUUGCGUUUCCAGAAUCUGCAGGAUUUCAACUCUUUUUCUUGCAAGGAACAGAAAAUGGCGGUGAUUGGAUCCUGCCUGCACAGGGCAAAGGCUUACACCACGAUGGCAGGUAUGGAGGUGGCUUUUCUCCUUACACUCAAAAUUGAGCUCAGGAAAAGGAGCUUUCCGGAUGCCUACUUUGAUAAUACCUUGCAGAAUUUUUCAAGGAAAUUCAGGGGCAUUUGGGAUGAAUGGGUCACUUGCCUGACAGGGUGGGGAGAUCUUUUUCUGAAGUAGCUGGACUAAGUUCCUAGUACCAGUAGAAAAGACCGGGUGACUCAUGGGGAAGAGGAGGGUUACCUGUUUGAUUUUAGUCG
This is a messenger RNA of Chara braunii, 1384 nucleotides long. Lineage: Eukaryota; Viridiplantae; Streptophyta; Charophyceae; Charales; Characeae. The record is from the annotation of a GenBank genome assembly.